AUGGCGUCCAACACAAAGUCAGCAGGGAAAUAUCGGAAUAGCGGGCAAUGCCGCGUCUGCGGAAGAAGUCGAAGAAGUCCAUCCAACUUUGGCAGAAGAGAAGAUGGAGAGAAGGUUGAUGAAGAGGGGGCGGCAGUCGUUGCCGCAGCACAACUUGAGGAGUUGAUUGCCCAAUGGACGAAGAGGGCGAGCACUUCUCAGCGGGGGAUGCCGCGGAAGAUGGUAUGGUUGACAGUCCGACUCCUCCGCCUUCUCCGCCGUCUGCCAGCAGCAGCAGCAGCAGCAGCAGCCUCGAGCGGGCAACCUCCGCCCUUCCGCGGCGCGGGUUGGUCAUCAAGUCUGCAAAGCUUUCUAAACGAGCCCACAAGUCCCAGUGGCCUCGGUGAAGGAGGGAAGCGUGAGCGGAAGCCAUCCACCCAACUCACACCAGGUGAAGCAGAACCCAAGCAGUCCCGACAAGCAGGGAUCAUGCGACACCUGACCAACCGAGAAAUCUGGGGGAAGAUCCAAGAAUGGAGAAAUGCAGAGGAGGAAAGCAAUCCCACUGCGAUCCAACGGAUUUCCAAUGUGACGGACUUUGUGGAUGAACCUCUUGACCCACAAGAGGUAGAAGAAACGCGCAAAGAACAGCUCGCCAAGCUGUGGGCAAGAGGCGCUUUCACGCCAGUCCACAGAACGGAAAUCCCGGCUGGUUCCCAAAUGUUUUGCCACAAAUGGGUCGACAAGUGUUCCAAAGGGGCACACAAGUCGAGAUUCACAUGUGCAGAUGUGAAAGCCCGAUAUAGUGCGGAAGAGGAGGAAGGCCUGGAUGUGUUUGUGCCGACUCCGAUACCCGAGUCGCACAAUCUCUUGGAAGUGUAUGCGCUGCAGAAUUGUUUUUAUACAAGGAAUCUUGAUAUCGUUGCCGCCUUUUUGAUCGGAAAAGAUCGAGGUGCAACGGAGGGCAAGCCCGUCUAUGUUCGUGCACCUGUUGAGUGGCACGGCCUCUUCCUGGAGUUCAACGCCAUAAAGAGAUUGGUGCUCCUGAGCCAGAUCAACGCUGUGCAGGAAAUCAACACUUGGCAGCUGUUGAUCCCCUAUAGCCUGGCAUCGAUGGCUGCCAACUAUUCCCUGGACUUCGAAGACUGUUUGGGACUGGCACCUUGCGAUGAUGGUGAUGUUAGCUGUGCAGAAGGAGCUGUAGUGAUCUAUGAGGAGGAUUGGAACCUCAUCCCACCUUUGGCAGCUGCAAUCAAGAAAGGAGACAAAGGAAAGAACAAAGGAAAGCAACAAAAGGGAAAAGGAUGUGGUGGUGGAAACAAUAGCAGCACCUGCAAACUUUGCGGUGAAUAUGGCCACUGGGGAAAUGAAUGUCCUCUCAAGAACCGGGUGAACCAAGUUGCUGGUUCUGGCAAUGCUUGUGCUGAAGCUCAAGGAGGUCCCAAUGACACUACAAGUACAACUGGGUCAGCGUCAACACGGAGGGCUAGUACCAGUUGUACAACUUCCAGCUCUUUGUCUUCUACAUCCAAAGCUGUGAGGUUGGUGAAAAUGCACCACGAGGCCACACCACCUGCUGAACAACCUGAAAUGUAUGAGAUGAGAAGCGAUCUUGAAGAAGAUGGCUGUGAUGAAUGGUACGUCGGAUGGUUUCUGACACUACAACCUUGUGGUUCAGGAUGGAUGCUGGUGACGAUGAUCAACCUGGUGAAGUUUGCUAGUCUGGUGACCCUCUCAUGGAUUGGUACCAUGGACUUCCCAGCACUUUGGAUCGGUGCCAAGGUUGCAAUGAGGAGGACGAGAUCUUCCACGCUCGAGCUGCUUUGGGUGGUCAAUUGGUUGUUCUGGAUUCUGGAGCUGACAUCAGUGAACGAACGCCUUCAGACCUAUGGCCAAGGCGUAUCUUCAGGAGAGGUUGGGCAACAUCAAGCAAGGGCAACAUCAAGCAAUGGAAAUCCCUUCAUCAUCAUGCCUGAGUCCAAGAACUACCUCAACCCUCACUUGGUCUACUCUCGUUCUGAAUGGCCCCUGCGCUCAACUGCAAUCCAAUUGGAGGACUACACGUGGGAGAUGGUGGAGUUUUGCAAUCAAUACUACAUCUCUGACUAUGUGGACUCAGAGAUUGAGGAGUGUGACAAGCCCACCUUUGUCCUCACGAUGUUGCAUAAGCAGGAAGAGCCCUUCACGGUCUUUGGACAAGUUGGAGCACAAGAGAUGAUUGAAGCUAGAGGAUCAAAUGGUGACCCCAACUCUUUCACUUUCCCUGAGGAACCCAAGGUCCCUAUGGAGAUGGCCGAGCACUUCAAGCCUGAAGAAGUUGACCAAGUUGAACCACGUGGAGCUGGUGGUGAAUCUGCCCCUACCUUUGAGUGGCAGUUCGAGAACAAGGACACCUUGGUGGUGAAUGAUGAGCCUCCUCUAACGAUUGACAGCAGCAUUGGUUUCUUGCGUGCAGCUGCUGAGUACCUAGGAGUCUCCAAGAAUGGCAACAAGGAGAUGAUUUGGACGAGGCUGAACCAGAAGGUCCAAACCUUGGAACAUGAACAACUCUUCCUUGACUCCAACCGUUUGCAUCGGGAUGAGCAGUGGAAACAAAGUCUUGUGGGACAAUCUGUGCCCAGAACUCCUUCAGAGGAGGAAGUGGCAUUGCACGAGCUGUCGCAUUUGCCCUGUCGAGAUUGGUGCCCUCACUGUGUGAGUUGCAAAGGCAAACAAGAUCCACAACGUCCUGUUGAGUUUUCCUCUGAUGAUAGACGCUCAAUAUCUAGCAUUGAGAUUGACUACUGUCUUUUCAAGGUUGAGGAGAGUGAUCCUGUUUCAACAGUACUGGUGGCAAUUGACUGCCAAAGCAAGAUGCUGUUGGCUAUGCCUCUUGCUUCAAAAGGGUCCAACCUUCGAGGUCAAGCUGACAGCUUGGUGCGUUUUUCAAUGGUUCUCAUCUACAUGGACCAGGUGGAGUUUGUCAGUGACGCUGAGCCAACAAUGAAGUCACUGCUGGCAAGUGUUCAACUUCUACGGCAACACUUGGGCUAUCCCACAACCGUGACCCAUUCUCGAUCAGGAGAUAAAGAACGCACUGCCCAAGUUGAACGAGCCAUACCAGACCCUUCGAAAGCAAAGCAGCACUCUGGUCCAAAUGGCAAGUUCCACAACCAUUCCACUACAAAGACCUCAGCCUUUGAGUUGGUUCAUGGAAGGAGAUAUGCUGGAAAGAUCGCCUCAUUUGGCAUCGACGAGGACAAGCCCUUCCAGAAGCCCACAAGAAAAGCAACUCUCAAGAACCUUGGAUUUGGUGCACCUCCUACUCCAGAACCUGUGGCAGAACGACAAGAAAAGUUCCCUGAUGAAGCCAUUGACUAUGACGCCAGGGAUGUGAUCGACUAUGCCAGGAGCCCGAGGCAAUUGGAUAAAGGCAGUCCCUCAUCGUCAUCAAGCCGUCUUUUUGCCCCUCACUAUGCUGGCAACAUCCAACAUGUCAUGGAGAUUGGAGAGCUGGAUGAUGAACAAUGGGAAGAAGAUAUAGCUGGAUACCCCGAGCCUGAAUGGAUAGCCGCUGGUGGUGGUGAUGGAGGUGACGAUCAAGUUGAUGAAGGUCGACCCCCUGAAGUUGACCCUGACGAACUGGAGCAAUUGGAUGAGGCAGCUGGCUUUGAAGAGAUCACAAGGUUCUUGGAGAUGAAAGUGAUUGAGGAGCCCUCAGCUGAAGACCUUGAACAAGGCGUGGUUCUCUCCACAAAGAGUGUCAUGGAUUGGCGCUUUAGAAAUCAAAAGUGGCAACGACGUUGCAGGUAUGUUGCCCGAGAAUUCCGAGCUGGAGACAAAGGAUCGGCAGCAACCUUUGCACCUACUUCAGGUGUUGGUGCCCGGUUGGUUCUGGUGGCACACUGUUGCUCUCAAUGGCUGCUGGCAUUCCUACUUCAGCAGCGUGAGAAGAUCUUGGUGGAGAAACCCUCUUGGUGGCACAAGGAGAAGAAGUUCAUCCUGUGUUCGCAUGUCGACGAUCUGGUAGUUGGAGGUGAACGAGAAGCAGGACAAUGGCUAGUGGCAGCAUUGAAAUCAAGGCUGACUCUGCAAGGAGGUGACCUCAUUCCUGCAAAAGAUCAGGAUGAUCAGGACCCAGUGAGAUUCCUCAAGAAGAGACACUUCUUCACGCAGGCGGGGGUUAUCAUCAGCUCGCACGAGAAAUAUGCUGAUGAAUUGGUGCAGCUCUAUGGUUUGCAACACCGCAAACCAAAGACGACCCCUGAUGUGAGUGGGGAAAUCUUUGAGUCUGAGGAGUUGGAUGAGAAAGGAAAGCACCGGUUUCGCUCAGCAAUGGGUACCCUUUUGUACCUCAGCCAGGACCGGGUAGAUCUACAACACUCGGUCAGACACCUCAGCCAGUACAUGUCGCAACCUACGGUGGCGGCUGACGCAGCAGUGAAACAUGUGAUCCUCUACCUCAAGGGCACGGCUAAUUUGGGCAUUCUGCUGGGCUACAACCUUUCCAACAAAAGCAAGCUCAGCGAGAUCUAUGGAGCAGCAGACCCUGAGGAUCGAGCGAAAGAUCUUGUAAAGGCUUUCACUGACGCAGAUUGGGCUGCGGACAAAUCUACAGGAGUUGGAAGUUGGAAGGAGACAUUCUGUUUCUUCAGCCAUGGUCUUUGUCAAUGGUCGCCUGGUGACAGCCUGGUCAAGGACUCUGAAAAGCAUAGCGUGGGACGCUUGAAACACAUCAACGUGAAGCACCUGUGGCUGCAGGAGAAGAUCAAGGAGUGUGCGCUGCAGAUGGAUGGUGUCCCCACGGUGUUGAACAUCGCGGACUUGGGGACGAAGCGGCUUGCAAAAGCUCAGCGUGACUUUCUGAUGUUUCUCAUUAAUUUGGUGAAGUACGACCGGAGUGGGAGAAAUUGCAGCCUUUUGGUAACUGGUGCGCGCUUGGAAGAGAUCAACUAUGACCUGAUGGUACGACACUACACCAUUGCCGAGGUCUUUCUCGAGCGCCCGUGGCUCAUGUUGUCCUAUGCUCUGGUCGUCAUGGUCGUGGGCAUCAUCAUCAUCGGGCACUACCUCAAGAUGGCGAUCCACAAGAUCGAGCUGUCAAAGGUCCUGUUUCAAGGACUGUGGUACGAAAAUCUUGAUUGGGCCAGAAAAGCCAUCGCUCAGCAAACCAAUGCUUGA
Molecule: messenger RNA, 5139 nt
Organism: Cladocopium goreaui
Lineage: Eukaryota; Dinophyceae; Suessiales; Symbiodiniaceae
Source: the annotation of a GenBank genome assembly